Solanum lycopersicum (tomato) is the source of this 909-nucleotide messenger RNA. It is a transcript of the gene VPE10, whose product is annotated as vacuolar processing enzyme VPE10. The record is from RefSeq and is a predicted model, not a curated record. Gene Ontology annotation, molecular function: cysteine-type endopeptidase activity. Gene Ontology annotation, biological process: vacuolar protein processing. NCBI's taxonomy places the organism in Eukaryota, Viridiplantae, Streptophyta, Magnoliopsida, Solanales, Solanaceae.
AUGAUAUUUAAGUACAUAGUAUGUGUUGCACUAGUUGUUGUGCUCUCAAUUUGUGUCAACAUUGAAGGUCGUAGUGUCUCUAAAUUCUUAACAGAAGAAACUGUAGGGACCAAAUGGGCUGUCCUAGUUGCUGGCUCUAAUGGAUGGUGGAAUUACAGGCAUCAGGCUGAUGUAUGUCACGCUUAUCAGUUACUCAAGAAAGGUGGUCUUAAAGACGAAAACAUUAUUGUAUUCAUGUACGAUGAUAUUGCUAACAAUACUAUGAAUCCUAGACCCGGAGUUAUCAUCAAUAAUCCACAUGGCCAAGAUGUUUACAAAGGUGUUCCUAAGGAUUAUGUAGGUGAAGAUGUUAAUGCUGAAAACUUUUUCAAUGUUAUCCUUGCAAACAAAAGUGGUAUAACUGGAGGAAGUGGUAAAGUUUUGAACAGUGCUCCAAAUGACCAUAUUUUCAUCUACUAUGUUGAUCAUGGUGGCCCUGGAAUUGUUUCAAUGCCAACUGGAGUUGUUUACGCGAAUGAUUUGAUUGAUGUGUUGAAAAAGAAGCAUGGUUCUGGGACAUAUAGUAAACUGGUAUUUUACUUAGAAGCUUGUGAGUCUGGAAGCAUGUUUGACGGUCUUCUUCCUGAAGGUUUAGAUAUUUAUGUAACGACUGCAUCAAAUCCCAAUGAAAGUAGUUGGGGAACAUAUUGUGGUGUGGGUGAUGCACGCGAUCCCUGCCUUGUAGCUUGUCCCCCUCCUGAGUUUAAAGGUGUGUGCUUAGGAGACUUGUACAGUGUUGCUUGGAUGGAGGACAGUGAUGUUCAAGAUCGUCAAACUGAAACUCUAGAUGAUCAGUACGAUAGGGUAAGAGCUUGUGCUAUAUGUAGUCUCGAUUAUGUAUAUGUUUUAACCAAUUAUAGCCUAUUCUAA